AAUCAGCUGAUUUGUAGACGCCAUGCAUGUGCCAUACGUCAUAGCGUCAUUAGCUGUGCAUAUUGCAUUUGUAUAAUAGGUAUCACAGUUACAUACAAUUUUCGAACAAAGUAUAAUGUUUCUCUCCUUAUUUCAAAGAAAGUCUGAAACAACUGUUGCAAGUAAACCAUCUUAUCCAGAAAUUGAUUGUGAGAAACUUAGAAAUAUUAUUUAUGGUUUUAUAAGAACAAUUAAAGACCCAGAAAAACCAAAUACUUUAGAAGAGUUGAAAGUUGUUUAUGAAAACGGAGUGCAGGUACGAAAAUCAGUAGCUGAAAAUUUAAACGUUGUUAGGAUAGAAUUCAAUCCAACAGUUCCUCAUUGCUCAUUAGCAACAUUAAUCGGUCUCUGUAUUCGAAUAAAAUUGGAGCAAACAGUUCCUUACAAGUUUAAAUUGGAUAUUUUUAUUAAAAAAGGAGGUCAUGCUUCAGAAAAUGAGAUAAAUAAACAAAUAAAUGAUAAGGAAAGAAUUGCUGCAGCAAUGGAAAAUCCCAAUUUAAAAAAAGUGGUUGAACAGUGCAUACAGGAGGACUAAAAAUGGUAUUGAUAACAUUCAUUAUAAUAAUGUACUUGUAAGACAUGUUUCUUUUAAAUAUCUUUAUUAAAGUUAUUAAAAAGAAAUUUUCUUAAAUAAUUUAUGCCUCAUUCAUUGAUAUAGGUUGAGAAACUAAUUUAAAGUUGGGCGAUUUUCAAUUUAUUUUUGAUUACAUCUCUAAAAUAAGGUAGAUAAACAGACAAGUAAAGCUGUGUUUUGUCAUUAUUGCUUUUAAAAUGACUUAUUACAUUCUCAUGAUUUCUAGCUAAAUUUUGAUGAGUAGUCUGAGGCUAAAUUAUUUAUUUGUUAGAGAAAUAUAUUUUUUUAUUUCCAAAACUUUAAUUUGUGCUAAGUUAAUCACGGGUGUUGCC
Messenger RNA from Agrilus planipennis (emerald ash borer), 945 nucleotides. Its product is annotated as MIP18 family protein galla-1-like. The record is from RefSeq and is a predicted model, not a curated record. The coding region runs from base 116 to 574 and encodes 152 amino acids. The transcript has 5 exons. Lineage: Eukaryota; Metazoa; Arthropoda; Insecta; Coleoptera; Buprestidae.